Molecule: messenger RNA, 879 nt
Organism: Talaromyces rugulosus
Lineage: Eukaryota; Fungi; Ascomycota; Eurotiomycetes; Eurotiales; Trichocomaceae
Exons: 2
Coding region: 1-879 (292 amino acids)
Cellular component (GO): cytoskeleton
Molecular function (GO): actin filament binding
Source: RefSeq, a predicted model, not a curated record
AUGUCACAAACAGCAACGUUGACAUCUCCUCCAAAUGAUGCCCAAGCGACACAAGCUCCCAAGCCCAUAAGGACGCCGGAAAGACCCAUCCAUCGCAUUCCUUGGCCGGAAACCCCGCUAGAGCAGAGAAAAUGGCAGUUGGAGCAGAUGGCUGGCGCGUUUCGCGUCUUUGCUAAGCUGGGAUUCGCGGAUGGUGGUAGCGGACAUAUAAGCUUACGAGAUCCUGUCCAGCCCGAGACCUUCUGGAUCAACCCGUACGGCGUCCAUUUUGGCGUGCUUACCAUUUCGGACAUGGUACACAUCGACCGUGAAGGGAAUCGCAUCGGAGGAGCCGACGCCAUGGUAAACCGCGCAGGCUUCAUCAUCCACCGAGCAAUCCACGAGGCACGCCCGGACCUGCACGCGGCGUGCCACAUGCACAGUCCUUAUGGCAGAGCCUGGAGCACGUUUGGGCGUGGUAUCGACAUGCUAAACCAGGAUAGCUGCAUGUUCUACGAAGACCUCGCCAUCUACACAGCCUUUGGCGGUGUCGUGCUAGCCCCCGAGGAGGGCGUCAAUAUCGCCCACGCCCUAGGCCCGCAGAAAAAGAACCUCAUCCUGCAGAACCAUGGCAUUCUCACCUGUGGCGGCACCAUUGCCGAGGCUGCCGGCUUCUUCAUCGCCCUCGAGCGCGCCUGUCACACCCAGUUAUUGGUCGAGUCGGCGACGGCUUCGUCCAGUAUCGGAGGCGCUGUUUCAGGCCUGUCUAAAGUCUUCGUUUCCCGCGAGGAAGCCGAAUAUACGAAGAAGGGUACCGGCACACCAGAGGUCAUGUAUAUGCAAUUUGCGCCCGAGUAUCAGUGCAUCUUAAAGGAAACAGGGGGCGAUUUUCUUUUAUAG